Molecule: messenger RNA, 780 nt
Organism: Belonocnema kinseyi
Lineage: Eukaryota; Metazoa; Arthropoda; Insecta; Hymenoptera; Cynipidae
Exons: 3
Coding region: 1-780 (259 amino acids)
Biological process (GO): DNA replication
Molecular function (GO): DNA binding; DNA-directed DNA polymerase activity; nucleotide binding
Source: RefSeq, a predicted model, not a curated record
AUGUUGGUACAUCUCAGGUUGCAGGACCGUCCAGAGAUUCCGACAUAUCAGCAACAUACAGCCUGGACGAUGCACAAGGUAUUUGAUGAGUGUAUGGAUGAUCCUGACCCAAAUUUAGGAUGUAAAUGGUGCGGUAUCAGACAGUAUAUUUUUAGUGAAGAUCCGGUUUCCGAGUUUACAAAAUUUGCCACACGAAAAAUGAGUCAUUUCGCGGAAACCGUUUGUAUAGCACAUAAUGCUAAAGGGUUUGAUGCUCAAUUUAUCUUGAGUCAUCUUAUUAAAGAGAAAGGACUUAGAAAUACACCUGAAAUUAUUUUAAAUGGGACUAGUAUCCUUUUGAUGAAGGUAAAUCAAACCCGUUUUCUUGACAGCUUGAAUUACCUUCACAUGCCAUUAAGCCAAUUGCCUGAAGCUUUUGGUUUAGAAGAGGCAAAAAAGGGUACAUUUCCCUAUUUAUUUAAUACUCCUGAAAAUCAAGAGUACAUUGGAAAAAUACCUGAUGCCAAAUAUUUUUCACCUGAUACAAUGUCUCGUGAGGCUCGGGAGUCAUUUUACAAGUGCGAUUUGGCUUUUAGAGAAUUAUUUCUUAAAGUUGCCAGUGUCGAUCCAUUUAUUGAGAGCAUAGCAAUUGCAUCUUGCUGCUCAAAAGUUUUCAGAAAAAACGAUCUAAAAGCUGAUGAAAUAGGUGUCAUAUCAAACGGUGGUUAUAGAAGGGCUGAUAGACAGUCGAAAAAAAGUCAUCGAAUGGUUAUUAGCCUUAGAACGCGAUUUGAACAUUGA